Molecule: messenger RNA, 2085 nt
Organism: Momordica charantia (bitter melon)
Lineage: Eukaryota; Viridiplantae; Streptophyta; Magnoliopsida; Cucurbitales; Cucurbitaceae
Product: Nuclear transport factor 2 (NTF2) family protein with RNA binding (RRM-RBD-RNP motifs) domain-containing protein
Cellular component (GO): cytosol; ribonucleoprotein complex
Molecular function (GO): mRNA binding
Source: RefSeq, a predicted model, not a curated record
UGUGUGAAAGUCUGAAGAAAAAUCCCUUGGCUUCCCCUUCCAUAGAUCUGCUGCUGCUUGUGCUGCCUUUGAGGUUCCUCCUUAUUGGCCAUCUCUACGAUCUCCGCCUUCUCCACCGGCGGCUCCUCCUCCUCCUCCUCUUUUCUUCUUCUUCCCGGAUUCUCUAAUCCACAAUUCAUCCCAUCCUUUCUAACAACCUUAGCAGAUUCCUCAAUUACUCCUUAGGGUUUUCCCCUUACUUUUUUUUUUCCUCCUCCUUGAUCUGCCCACUCUCCUACUUACGCUACUGCUCUUUACGAUUUCGGGAUUUGCAUGCGUUCCUCGGUGAACUGAGCUUUACUUUUCGAGCACCCUUAUUUUUACUGUUGUGAAAAUGGCAGCUUAUUCUGGAUCUGUCAGCGCUGUCCAGGUUGGGUCCUACUUUGUGGAACAGUACUACCAUGUUCUUCGGCAGCAGCCUGACCUUGUUCACCAGUUUUACUCCGAAGCUAGCUCCAUGAUUCGGGUUGAUGGGGAUUCCUCCGAGACUGCUUCCACAAUGCUGCAAAUACAUACGCUUAUCAUGUCGCUAAAUUUCACUGCAUUUUCGAUCAAGACAAUCAACUCUAUGGAUUCUUGGAAUGGAGGUAUUCUAGUAGUGGUUUCAGGUUCUGCAAAGUCAAAGGAGUUCAGUGGGAUCAGGAAGUUUGUGCAGACCUUUUUUCUCGCUCCUCAAGAGAAGGGUUACUUUGUUCUUAAUGAUAUCUUUCAUUUCAUGGAUGAGGAGAUACUUCAGCAUAAUCCAAUGCCCGUACUAUCAGAAAAUCAAUUUGAAGCUGAACUAAAUGCUUCCAGCUCCAUUCCAGAUCCACCAGUUUCGGACUAUGUUUUGGAGGAAAGUGCCAGAGAAUAUGUGGACUCGGUUCACAUAGAAGACGAUCCAGUUGAUAAAUACAGCCUCCCUGAGCAACAGCAGCAGGAGGAAUUUGAAACUGAAGUUGUUGUGGAGGAGGCCCCUGUGGAGGAUUUGGUUACUUCACAUCAAAAUGUAGUUGACAGCGUGCAGGAGCCUCUUUCUGCAGUGAUUGAUGAACCCGUUGGGGAGCCAGAAAAGAGAACUUAUGCUUCCAUUUUGAGAGCUGCUAGAGCGGAAUCAGCACAAUCAGCUAUUCCCCAACCAUCAUUUUAUCCAAAUGCUGCAGCUACUUCUGACUGGAACCAUACUCCAGAACCUGCCCCUCAACAGAUAAACCCUGCACCAUCAUAUGUCCCUGAAUCUGGAGCAGAUACAAUUGAAGAAGGCUUCGGUGUAGAAGAUGAAGGUGAAAUAAAAUCCGUAUACGUUAGGAACUUGCCGCCUUCUGUCAACGAAGCUGAAAUAGAGCAAGAAUUUAAAGCCUUUGGUCGAAUUCAGCCUGAUGGUGUGUUCAUUAGGUCUCGGAAGGAAAUUGGAGUUUGUUAUGCUUUCGUUGAGUUUGAAGAUAUUAUUGGUGUUCAGAAUGCUCUAAAGGCAUCUCCAAUUCAUAUAGCUGGAAGGCAAGUCUAUAUAGAGGAACGGCGGCCAAACAGCAGCGGUACUCGGGGAGGAAGGAGGGGAAGAGGUAGAGGCAAUUACCAGUCAGAUGCCCCCAGAGGACGGUUUGGCUCUCGUAAUUUGGGCCGAGGAAGCAGCCAGGAUGGCAGUGACUACGGCAGGUUGAGAGGCAAUGGUUUCCCUCAGCGGGGCUAUCACAAGGUUCAAUAGUAUCAUCAAAUCAUCUACUUUGUGCAUAACCGUUAUGGAGAUGAAACUCUGGAAGAGUUUUGAUAUGAAGGUGGUUGGGUUCAGAGAAAGCAGUGUCUCCCCGUGUGAGUGGUUUAGAGAAAAUUGGUUUGUACUAGAUUGUGUUCUGAGCGUGAGUUGACGUUAAUUUGUGAGGAAUUAAUUUAAGAUAAGGUGGUGGUGAUUUUCCCCCUUGAUUGGUUUUUGAGAUGCAAUUGAAGGUGGGAAAUUUUGGUAUUUCAAGUACAAUCACUUGUUAGGCACAUUGCGAGGGAAAAGACUUCAGAGUUGAUGAUCCUUUUCAUUAAUCUUAAUCUUACAAGGAACUUGUUUGCUUUUGGCUA